GUAGUAUUCUCUCCUGGUGACAUCUUUCAACAUUUAGCCAACGCGCGGAUGUAUAAACGUUUACGAUUGGCUUUACCAGAGCUUACUCUGUAAGCCGGUUUAUGAGUGGCUAGUUAAAGCUGCUAACAGGGCAAAGGUCACGAAAACGAGGAUUUCCCGCGAUGUUUACAGUAUAGGUUAGGUGAGAUGAUUUACGCUAAAUUAUGGCAGAAAAGUUCGAUGCAAACGAGCAUCAGCAUAUCAGAUUCAAUCCACUGAAGGAUGACUGGGUACUAGUAAGUCCACAUCGCAUGAAACGGCCAUGGCAGGGACAAUUAGAAAAUGAGACAGAUAGGAGCAUUCCACGACAUGAUGCUUGUAACCCUCUGUGCCCUGGAGCCACACGUCAUGACAAGGUGAAUCCAAAUUAUGAAGGCACAUUUGUCUUUGAGAAUGAUUUUCCUGCAAUGCUAGAUAACGUGCCAGAACCAGAAGACACAGGUCACCUCUUGCGAUCAGCAAAAGCUAGUGGAACGUGCCGUGUUAUGUGCUUCCACCCACACUCAGACAUUACACUACCUCUCAUGUCUCAGACGGAAAUCCGAGCUGUUAUCGACAGGUGGGCUGAACAAGUGGAAGAACUGGGAGCCAAGUAUACCUGGGUGCAGAUUUUUGAAAACAAGGGAGAGGUUAUGGGUUGUUCAAAUCCACACCCUCACUGUCAGAUAUGGGCCAGCAGUUUCCUGCCCAAUGAACCCUCAAUAAAAGACAGAACACAAAAGGAGUAUUACUGCAUUCAUGGAGUGCCCCUGCUUGUAGACUAUGCCAAUCUAGAGAUGGAGAAAAGGGAGCGAAUAGUGGUGGAGAAUGACCAUUGGCUAGUGGUCAUCCCAUAUUGGGCAACAUGGCCGUAUGAAACCAUGCUACUUCCAAAGCGCCACGUUCAACAGCUUUACGACCUAACCGAUGAGGAGAGGGAUGCGUUGGCGGCAAUCAUGAAACGGCUGUUGACAAAAUAUGACAACCUCUUUGAAUCAUCGUUUCCAUACUCUAUGGGCUGGCAUGGUGCACCCACGGGAGAGUUGAAAAUGAGAGAUAACAGUCACUGGCAGCUUCACGCGAUGUACUAUCCGCCACUUCUUCGCUCGGCGACCGUAAAAAAGUUCAUGGUUGGUUACGAGAUGUUGGCCCAAGCGCAGCGAGAUCUUACUGCUGAGCAGGCUGCAACGAAACUACGAUCACUGCCCGAGAUUCACUACAAGCACAAGAACAGCCAAACUGUUGCAAACUAAAUAGCCA
Priapulus caudatus is the source of this 1278-nucleotide messenger RNA. RefSeq names its product galactose-1-phosphate uridylyltransferase-like. Gene Ontology annotation, cellular component: cytoplasm; nucleosome. The record is from RefSeq and is a predicted model, not a curated record. The transcript has 10 exons. The coding region runs from base 204 to 1271 and encodes 355 amino acids. Gene Ontology annotation, molecular function: UDP-glucose:hexose-1-phosphate uridylyltransferase activity; structural constituent of chromatin; DNA binding. NCBI's taxonomy places the organism in Eukaryota, Metazoa, Priapulida, Priapulimorpha, Priapulimorphida, Priapulidae. Gene Ontology annotation, biological process: beta-D-galactose catabolic process via UDP-galactose, Leloir pathway.